CAAAGUUCCGAGGGCUUUGUCUCAAAGGAAAAUGGAGUUUGGCUGAAUUUCUCCCUGCUCCUCAGUAACCAAAGGCUAUGGUGAACUUCAUUUCUGACCCUGUCAGGAGAAAGCAUGGAGAAACCACAGGAAAACAAGCAGGGAGUGCGCAAAAACACACAGAGAGUGCAAGGAAGCCCGGGAACAGAAAGAAAAGAAACAAAGAGUCCACAAGAAAGCACAGACAGUACCCCAAAAGGCAUACCGAAAACACAUUCAGUAGCAGAACCGGUAGCAAAAGCACAUCCCAGUAAAACGAAGCUGCCAAAAAAGCUCAUUUGGAUUUCUUUGAUUUCUACCUUUUUAUCGAUGCAAUACGGUUACAACAUUUGGAUUGUCAACUCUCCUACUGUGCUCCUGCAGGACUUUUACAACAUAUCAACAUAUGAAGAGUUGAUGGAUCCAGAUUCACAGACGUUCAUGAUGUCAAUCACCAUUGCUUUGUUCCCACUUGGAGGCAUAUUUGGGGCACUUGUCUUUGGCUAUUGUGCGGAUAGGUUUGGCAGGAAAGGGACGUUGUUGAUCACCAACAUUUUAUCCAUUGUCUCUGCUAUGCUCAUGGGUUUAUCCAAUAAGGUGCAGCCAUUUGAAUUCACCAUGUUUGCGCGCGUGUAUACAGGGAUGUGCACGGGCCUCGUCUCCUGUAUUAUCCCUCUAUACCUCAGUGAGAUCUCUCAAACAAGCAUGAGGGGAAGCUUUGUCAUGAUGCACCAUCUCCUUCUAACCAUUGGAGUUGUGGUGGCUCGGGUACUUGCUCUUCGCGAACUCCUUGGGACAGCAGAAGGUUGGCCAAUAUUGAUGAGCCUUGGUGGAAUCAUGCCUUUAUUUCAGCUUGGCAUGUUGCCCUUGCUCCCUGAAAGUCCAAGGUAUCUACUGAUUCAGAAGAAGAAAGAAGAGGAUGCAGUAGAAGUCCUGAAGAAUCUGAGAGAGACGGAAGAUGUGGAGGAGGAAAUUGAAGAAUUCCACCAAGAAGCCAACUUUGAGAAGACAGAAAAGAAGAUUAACACACUUAAACUGCUCCUGCGGAGCCCAAACCUACGGUGGCAUGUCCUCACCAUCGUUGUCUUGAUGCUAGGCCAGCAAGUCACGGGUGUCAAUGCGGCAUACUAUUACACCACGAGAAUCUAUGAGGCUGCAAAAGUGGGAAGAGACAAAGUCCGGUUCGUUACUAUUGCCACAGAUACUUUUGUCUCCUUCUCGACCACAUUAGGGGUCUAUCUUGUUGAUUCUGUGGGGCGCAGGACUCUGCUUCUAGUCGGCUUUGGGAUAUGUUCAGUGACCUGUAUUCUGCUAUCUAUAACCAUGACCUUACAGGACAUCUACCCGUUUAUGACGUAUAUCAACACAGUUUUGGAUGAUGUGUUCCUCAUUGGACAUGGUUUCGGGCCAUAUCCGGUGCCCCCUCUUAUCGUAGCAGAGCUGUUUCUUCAAUCAUCGCGGUCCUCAGGUUUCGUGAUUGCAGGAGUUUUACAGUGGUUUUUUCACUUUAUUACGGGAGUGACCUUCCUUCGAACAGAGAAUCGUCUCAAGGGUUACAUCUUCCUCAUCUUCUGCCCCCUCUGCAUCGCCGUCUUCUAUUAUAUCUUUAACUUUGUCCCUGAAACCAAAAACAUGACCUUUCUGGAUAUCAGGAAACUCAUGGCGAUCCAAACAGCCAAGAGAAGCAAGGUCAAGGUACACGUGGAUAAAUAAAAUUUCAGGCCUGUGUGGUGUGAUCCAGAUGACUGAGGGGAUCCAGGUCAAGGGGCAGACAUGCAGACCAACGGGACCAUGUUUCUGUGCAAUGCUUGACUUUUUUGUUUGCUUGUUGGUUUGAUGGAUAUUAUUUUUUUUAAAUAAAUGAAGUCCAGCA
Messenger RNA from Pogona vitticeps (central bearded dragon), 1891 nucleotides. NCBI's taxonomy places the organism in Eukaryota, Metazoa, Chordata, Lepidosauria, Squamata, Agamidae. The record is from RefSeq and is a predicted model, not a curated record.